Molecule: messenger RNA, 3819 nt
Organism: Metarhizium acridum CQMa 102
Lineage: Eukaryota; Fungi; Ascomycota; Sordariomycetes; Hypocreales; Clavicipitaceae
Biological process (GO): glutathione metabolic process
Cellular component (GO): cytosol
Molecular function (GO): 5-oxoprolinase (ATP-hydrolyzing) activity
Source: RefSeq, a predicted model, not a curated record
AUGGCGGGCCAAAAGAUCACCAUCUCCAUUGACCGUGGAGGCACAUUUACGGAUGUGCAUGCCAUCGUCCCCGGCCGACCUGAUAUCGUACUCAAGCUUCUUUCUGUCGACCCUUCCAACUAUCAAGAUGCCCCAACAGAAGGCAUCCGCAGAGUCCUCGAGGCUGCCACGGGCACGCCGUUGCCAAGAGGCCAACCACUGCGACUCGACGAUAUUGAGUGUCUCCGGAUGGGCACAACUGUUGCCACCAACGCUUUGCUCGAGCGCAAGGGCAUGAAGUCAGCGCUCCUGGUGACAAAGGGCUUCAAAGAUCUCCUUCGCAUCGGCAAUCAAGCCCGCCCAGACAUUUUUGACCUCUCUGCCCGCAGGCCUGACGUGCUCUUUGAAAAGGUCGUCCAGGUGGACGAGCGCAUUAUCCCGUCACACCCACGUUCAUCCCAGGAGGCCCUCUCGGCUUUUCGCGAGAUUGAGGGCAGCACGGGAGAAAAGUAUCGCGUUGCCGAGGAGCUCGACACGGAAAAACUGGUCGCAGAGUUGCAAGCCUUGAAGAACCAAGGCUAUGGCUCGGUUGCCGUUGCACUCAUCAAUUCUUUCGCCUGUCCAGACCACGAAGUCAAGAUUGGCGAGAUUGCCAGUAAGAUGGGAUUCUCUGUGGCGCUUUCAUCACAGUUACAGCCCAUGAUCAAGGUGGUUCCCCGAGGCAUGUCAGCUACCGCGGAUGCCUACCUUACCCCAGUCAUCAAGUCGUACAUCGACUCCAUCUCGGCCAAUUUUGAUGGUGGUCUAGACGGGUCACAUGGAUGCCGAAUCGAGUUUAUGCAAUCUGACGGAGGACUCGUCGACUUUCGCAAGUUCAGUGGCCUGAGGGCCAUCCUCUCCGGCCCAGCAGCUGGUGUUGUUGGAUAUGCCUCCACCAGCUGGGAUAAAACAGCUCGCAUUCCCAUCAUUGGCUUCGACAUGGGUGGCACGUCGACUGAUGUGUCACGGUUUGACGGCCAUCUUGAUCACACGUUUUCUUCGAGCAUUUCCGGCGUCAGCAUCCAAGCUCCGCAGCUGGAUAUCAACACUGUUGCCGCGGGAGGUGGAUCUAUCCUUUCCUGGAGAAACGGACUCUUCACGGUCGGACCGGAAUCAGCCUCUGCCCACCCUGGUCCAGCAUGCUAUCGCAAGGGUGGCCCUCUUACCGUCACCGACGCCAAUCUUUUCCUCGGCCGCCUGCUGCCGGAAUACUUCCCCAAGAUUUUCGGCCCGAAUGAGGAUCAACCCCUUGAUCGCGACAUCACCAGGAAGCUGUUUGAGGAGCUGACGGAAAAAAUCAACGCCGAGCAUGGUCAAAGCCGACUUACGCCGGAACAGGUUGCGUUGGGCUUCCUCAAUGUUGCAGAUGAGUCCAUGACGCGGCCAAUCCGAAACCUAACUGAGGCCCGCGGGUUCGAAACUUCCUCCCAUCAUCUUGCUUGUUUCGGUGGUGCUGGCGGUCAACACGCCUGUAAUGUGGCAGCCUCACUUGGUAUCUCCCGUAUCAUCAUCCACAAGUACUCGUCGAUUCUAUCUGCUUAUGGCCUUGCUCUCGCUGAGAUUGUACAAGAGGCGCAGGAGCCCAUGGCCACUCAGUAUGCUGGCGCUGAGAGUACCAUUGCCACCAGAUUGCAGGGUCUUAUUGACCGCUCGUCUGAGCAGCUGCGAGCUCAGGGCUUCACGGACGGUCAACUUCGCCAUGAAAUAUUCCUCAACAUGAGAUAUGAGGGCUCCGACACCAGCUUGAUGAUUCUGAAGCCCCAAGACGGUGACUUUGCCUCGGCUUUUGUUGAGCGACAUCGCCGAGAGUUCAACUUUACCUUUGAGCGACCUAUCCUAGUAGACGAUAUUCGUGUCCGCACCAUCGCCUCCGCAAACAAGGCAUCCGAGAAAAGCCCAUUAGAGCAGCUCGCAGAGGCCGAGAUCAAGGAAGCGCCCGUUGCUUCACAGAGCACGAAUGUCUACUUUGACUCUCAAUCGGGUUUCAUCAGUACACCUGUCUACCAGUUGCGAGAGCUUGGAUCCAAUGUCAAGUUGCAUGGACCCGCCAUUAUCAUUGACGAGACACAGACUAUCGUCAUCUCUCCAAACGCCACCGUCCAUAUACUGGAGACUUGUGUUCUCAUUGACCUGGACUCCCGUUCAGGCGAGGCGGUUUAUUCCGACAAAGUUGACCCCGUUCGACUGUCAAUCUUUGGUCAUAGGUUCAUGUCCGUGGCGGAACAGAUGGGUCGUACUCUUCAGAAGACGUCAGUUUCGACGAAUAUCAAGGAGCGACUCGACUUUUCUUGCGCCUUGUUCUCACCCGACGGCGGCCUUGUUGCAAACGCACCACACGUCCCUGUGCAUCUUGGCUCUAUGCAAUUUGCAGUCCGCUAUCAACACCAGCGCUGGUUAGGUAAACUGAAGGAUGGUGACGUCCUGGUCUCGAACCACCCAGUAUCCGGCGGAACACACUUGCCGGACGUGACGGUUGUGACGCCCGUUUUCAAAAAGGGCACGGAUGAGAUUAUUUUUUACGUCGCAUCUCGCGGUCACCAUGCGGACAUUGGUGGCAUUCUUCCGGGGUCCAUGCCUCCGAACUCUACUGAGAUCUGGGAGGAGGGCACUGCUAUCGAGUCGGAAAAGGUCGUGUCCAACGGUGUCUUCAAUGAGGCUCGCAUGCGGGAGCUCUUUUACGAUAUUCCCUCUCAGUACGAAGGCUGCUCCGGUAGCCGCAACUUGAGUGACAACAUUUCAGAUCUCAAAGCCCAGAUCGCUGCAAACGCCCGUGGCAUUUCGUUGAUCCAGAACCUCAUCGAAGAGUAUGGGCUUGAGACGGUACAGAUGUACAUGUACGAGAUCCAGAGGACAGCUGAGCUGGCGGUUCGGAAUCUCCUCAAAGACAUGUAUCAUCGCUACGGUGGCAAGCCUCUGGAGGCACUGGAUUUCAUGGACGAUGGCACGCCCAUCCAGCUGAAGAUUACGAUUGACGAGAACGGCUCGUCCGUAUUCGACUUUGCGGGCACUGGGCCGGAAGUUCGAGGCAACAUCAACGCACCCGAGGCCAUUACGCAUUCUGCAAUCAUUUAUGCCCUGCGAUGCAUGAUCAAAUCUGAUAUUCCAUUGAAUCAGGGAUGCUUGGCCCCCGUGGAUAUUAGAAUUCCGAAGCCGAGCAUUCUCAGCCCAACCGGCGCUGCUGCUGUUGUCGGCGGCAACGUUACAACUAGUCAGCGAGUCACUGACGUGGUACUCAAGGCUCUUCGUGCCUGUGCCGCCUCCCAAGGUUGUCUGAAUAAUCUGACCUUUGGGGUUAAUACCAAGACUGACGAAGCCACGGGUGAAGUUAUUCCGGGCUUCGGAUACUACGAGACUAUCGCUGGUGGUGGUGGCGCAGGCGACAACUUUGUCGGAGAGAGCGGCGUUCAUGUCCACAUGACCAACACUCGCAUCACAGAUCCAGAAAUUCUCGAGAAGAGGUAUCCUUGUAUCCUUCGUCGCUUUGAGCUUCGAGACAAGACCGGGGGUGAGGGACGCAACCGCGGUGGAGAUGGUGUUGCCAGGGAGAUUGAGUUCCUCGCUCCGUUACAAUGCUCCAUCCUCUCGGAGCGUCGGGUGCACCGCCCGUAUGGUAUGGACGGUGGAGAGGCUGGUGCAGCUGGCUUGAACUUGUGGCUCACCAAGGAUCAGUAUACUGGCCAGGAGCGGACAGUCAAUAUCGGCGGAAAAGGCAGUGUGCCCAUCAAGGUUGGGGACCGAGUUGUUAUCAUGACACCUGGUGGUGGUGGAUUUGGCCGCAAGGAGACUCAGGCACAAGAAUGA